Miscanthus lutarioriparius is the source of this 1872-nucleotide messenger RNA. The record is from the annotation of a GenBank genome assembly. Lineage: Eukaryota; Viridiplantae; Streptophyta; Magnoliopsida; Poales; Poaceae.
AUGGCGCCCCCACGCCGCCUCCUCGUCGCCGUCCUCCUCGCCGUGGCGGUUCCGCUCCUCUUCCUUUUCCCGGCAGAGGCGGGGACGGUGGGCGUGAACUACGGCCGCGUGGCGAACAACCUGCCGAACCCGGCGGCGGUGGUGCAGCUGCUGAAGCAGCAGGGCGUCGCGCAGGUGAAGCUGUACGACGCCGACCCCACCGUGCUGCGCGCGCUGGCCAACACCGGCAUCAAGGUGGUGGUGGCGCUGCCCAACGAGCAGCUCGCCGCGGCGGCGUCGCGCGCGUCCUACGCGCUUCUGUGGGUGCGCCGCAACGUGGGCGCCUACUACCCGGCCACGCAGAUCCACGGCAUCGCCGUGGGCAACGAGGUGUUCGCGUCGGCCAAGAACGUCACGGCGCAGCUCGUCCCUGCCAUGGCCAACGUGCACGCCGCGCUGGCUAGGCUCAACCUCGACAACGCCGUCAAGGUGUCGUCGCCCAUCGCGCUCACCGCGCUCGCGUCGUCGUAUCCGUCCUCGGCGGGCGCGUUCCGGGAGGACCUCGCGCAGGCCGUCAUGAAGCCCAUGCUCGACUUCCUGGCGCAGACCGGGUCGUACCUCAUGGUGAACGCCUACCCGUUCUUCGCCUACUCCGGCAAUGCCGGCGACAUCUCCCUCGACUACGCGCUGUUCCGCCCCAACGCCGGCGUGCUCGACCCCGGGAACGGACUCAAGUACUACAGCCUCCUCGACGCGCAGCUCGACGCCGUGUUCGCCGCGGUCAGCAAGCUCGGGAACUACAAUGGCGUGCGCGUGGUGGUCUCCGAGACAGGGUGGCCGUCCAAGGGCGACGCCAACGAGGCAGGCGCUUCGGCGGCCAACGCCGCAGCGUACAACGGGAACCUGGCGCGCCGCGUGCUCUCUGGGAACGCCGGCACCCCUCGCCGCCCCGACGCCGACAUCGACGUGUACCUCUUCGCGCUCUUCAACGAGAACCAGAAGCCCGGGCCAACCUCCGAGCGCAAUUACGGCGUCUUCUACCCGAACCAGCAGAAGGUGUACGACGUCGACUUCGUCCUCGGUGGCGGCGGCAGCCCUGCAGGCGGCGGCGGCAGCCAGGGCAACGGCGGCCUCGGUUGGCAGGAGAACGGCGGGCCCAGCAGCGGCAGCACCAGCGGCAAUCCGCCGAGCGGGGUGAAGGUGACGACCGGGGAGGCGUGGUGCGUGGCGAACGCGAUUGUCGGGGAGCAGCGGCUGCAGGCGGCGCUGGACUACGCGUGCGGCCCCGGCGGCGCGGACUGCAAGGCCAUCCAGCCCGGCGCGGCGUGCUUCGAGCCCAACACCAUGGUCGCGCACGCCUCCUACGCCUUCAACGACUACUACCAGCGCAAGGGCCGGUCUAUCGGGACCUGCGACUUCGCCGGCGCCGCCUACGUCGUCAACCAGGCACCGAUCAGUUAUGGCCGUGUUCAAGCCUGCAUUGGAUCCGAGCUGUUGUCACUGGGAUGGAGUUAUUAUUAUGGACCUGAUCACUUGUUCUGGUUCAGCCGUUCAGACCUUGUAGUAGCAGUAGUAGGAGCACAAGGGGCAAUAAUGACUGUAACGGGGCCUGUGCGGUUCGCAGAUCGAUGUGAUAUGACCCGUCCUCCUGUGUCUGCCGUCCUGGUUUCCUUCGUGGUGCCGCGUGCAUGUCUGGACGUCGCAGACCGCGUUGUGCCUGAUUGCCACUUCCAGGACCUUUUUGUCAGCUCCUACUGUACGAUUGUACCCUACUGCAUUUUCUUUAUACUCCACUCAUUACUGGACUGUACGUGCCUCACUGGACCAGUGGUCGUCUCGAGAGAAGUCCUCCCUCAUGUGCGCUUUGACAGGAGUGCGAUAAUCCGCUGUUAG